UCGAGUCGAGAGUCGAGACUUGAUAAUAAUUUUAAUAACAUUGCCUUUGCCGAAAAGCCGAUGAUCCAAACGUAAAACUAGACUACAGCCUAAAUGUGAUAAUUAUUCUGAAAUACCUUCUCAUAGUUUAUUUCAAGUUAAAUAUUUUCUACAACAUUAAUUUAAUUACCAUGCCGAUCUUGCAACGUAUUUUAUUAACAAGUAACAUAACAAGCAAGAGAACAAUAUUAUCAAGCUCGGUUUGGCUAACUAAGAAAGAUCCACCUGAUUCAAGCGCAUCCUCGUCAACUUCGUCGUCUUCUUCCGACAGUGACUCUGAUGAUGAAAAAGCAAAGAAUAAGAAGCAAACUCAGCAGCCAGGAAACGUGAGCCAGAAACUAAGCUCCUUGCUGCAAAGAAUGGUGGAGGAAGAGAAAAAUAUGCCUCUUCAGGAGAAAUUAAAUCUAGCCAAGCCAAGACAGAUACAGAGACAAGAGUACUUGGAGAAGCAAAACGAGAAGAAAUACGGUGAAAAACUUGCUACUGCAGCUAAAGAGGUUGCUGAAGAUCUUGGAGGAGAUGUCAAACAAACUGAAAUGGAAUUGUUGGAGAAGCUUCUUUUCAAGAAAACAGCAACUGAUGACAGUGGAAAACCUUCUAAAUCAAAACAUCACCCAGACGAAGAUACUAAACAGGAUCUUGGAGCUCUAUCACUCAGUGAACUUCUGUCUGAAAUGAAGAUUGAUAGAACGAAGACGAAACCAGAUGCAGCUCCUCAAUUCCAAUCACGUGCAGACCAAGUUCGCAGCAUGAUGCGUCAUCAGCAGAAGGAUGGAAGUCAACGGCCUCAGCAGCGACCACGGAGGCCAAUGUCUUUUGACCGGACGAGGACUGUGGAAAGCAUCAAUCUUUUCGGUGGAGAACCAUUCGGUUUCUUCAAAGAUUUGAAAGCUGAGGCAGUCAGUAAUGAAGUGAAACUUGACGUUUGGGACAAAUGCGCCAAAAGAGAGCUUCGAUUAGCCGUGACUCAGCCUCCCACCAACAUCUAUGAAGAAAUGAUCCAGUGGACGAACAAGGGAAUGCUUUGGCACUUCCCCAUUGAUAACGAACAAGGAUUGGAAAAAGAGAAGCAGGUGUACUUCUCUGAGCAUGUUCAUCUUGAGCAUCACCUGGAGGGUUGGUGUCCAGACAAGGGCCCGAUUCGCAACUUCAUGGAACUUGUUUGUGUUGGACUAUCAAAGAAUUACUGGCUAAGUGUCGAAGAAAAGAAAGAAUACAUCGACUGGUUCAGGGACUUCUUUGUUAGAAAACGAGAAAUGAUCAAAGAAAUUGGUGCGGGUGACAUCCAGCCUGAAGUUUAGUGAUGAAAUGUUUGUAGUUAGUGUUAGAAAAAGUUGAUCCAUCUUAAAUGUUUAUGAGAUA
This is a messenger RNA of Nilaparvata lugens (brown planthopper), 1401 nucleotides long. RefSeq names its product 28S ribosomal protein S31, mitochondrial (gene mRpS31). Gene Ontology annotation, cellular component: mitochondrial small ribosomal subunit. NCBI's taxonomy places the organism in Eukaryota, Metazoa, Arthropoda, Insecta, Hemiptera, Delphacidae. Gene Ontology annotation, molecular function: structural constituent of ribosome. The transcript is spliced from 7 exons. The coding region runs from base 171 to 1340 and encodes 389 amino acids. The record is from RefSeq and is a predicted model, not a curated record.